Trematosphaeria pertusa is the source of this 2016-nucleotide messenger RNA. RefSeq names its product HET-domain-containing protein. The record is from RefSeq and is a predicted model, not a curated record. Lineage: Eukaryota; Fungi; Ascomycota; Dothideomycetes; Pleosporales; Trematosphaeriaceae. Bases 1 to 2007 code for a protein of 668 amino acids. The transcript is spliced from 2 exons.
AUGUCUUCUUCGAGUACACUAGAGCCGUACCAGCAUAGGCCGUUGACGGACACCCGGUCGACUCGCGUCCUUUUGCUGGAACCCGCCCAUACUAACGAUGCGCCACUUCGGUGCAGCCUUGUCGAAAUCAACCUGGAUACAUUUGACGAACGCACCCAAUCCUAUGCUGCUCUUUCGUAUGUUUGGGGCUACCGACAUGGAGAUCGAGAGAUCGUCUGCGAAGGAAAGUCGCUGCUAGUCACGCGCAACUGCGAGGACGCUAUGAGAGCACUCCGGCUACGCGUGGAGCCGCGGCAUCUGUGGAUUGACGCUAUCUGCAUUGAUCAAAAAGACGACGCGUACGCUGUUAAUGAGAGGAGUGGCCAGAUAAGUCUGAUGGGGGAGAUCUACCGAACAGCCGCACAUGUGCUCGUCUGGUUCGGCCAGGGAACCCAAGAGAUAUUUGAGGCCUUAGAACAUUUAAAGAAAAUUGACAAAUACAAAAAGAGAAAAAGGGAAAGCGACGUGCUACCGCUCUCGCUGCAGCCCCCCUGGAGAUCUCUCCCCAAAUUGUUGGCAGCAGGGGCCAUUGAUUACCUGAGACGGCCCUUUGGGGCGUGGAUGUCCAGCAGACAUACUGCACAGUUUAAGAGAUUAUAUGAUAACGGCCAUCUUCAGGCAAUAUUUCAAAACGAGUGGGCGUUACGAGUCUGGACUAUUCAAGAAGUAGCGUUCGCUCGAGUUUGUAGCAUCAUCUUCGGCCGCAAAGAUGGUGGCUUUUACUUGAUUUCAUUCGACGAUUUCUACGUUCUAACGGGCGGGGGAGGGGCAGUGGCGGACCCCGAGAUAGUAGGCUACACUUUGAGUCUAUUAUUCAAGAAGUACUUGAGGAUUGAGAUCCAGGCCCACCUGCGGGAGCCUCAUGCAAGCAGCACAGAUGUGGACGCAAUGCUUCGCGUCAUGCAGCUACUAUCGUAUAUGAAGACUACAGAAAGUAGGGAUAUGGUUUAUGGGAUAUAUCCCAUCCUUAAGGCAUUUGGUGUCGAACUUUCACCGCCCGAUUACACGAAACCAGUUGAAACGGUCUACGAGGACAUGACACGAUCGCUCAUCAAGUCGACACAGUGCCUUCAGCCGCUUCGUUAUGCUGCCGCAAUGGAUCGGCAAUCGUUACUUCCGUCCUGGGUCCCAAACUGGGCUGGGAACAGACAAUCAUUUCUGGUGCUUGCGAGCAUUGAAACCGGAGGUUUUCAAGCCACUGGAGGAGGCUCACCCGUAGCGGAGUUUCCAGCCAUGGGGCAAAUUUCCCUUCACGGUCGACAGAUCUGCCAAGUACAUAGGCGCGCGAGUCGAGAUUGCGCUGGACCUAAAGAUACUGGAAGCGCCAAAAACCCUGAAUUCUGGCACGCCGACUUCAUACUAGCCUGGCGGGAGUGGCUUUUCGUGUCCGGCAUCCUCAAUGCGACCUCCAAGAAUUACAGCGAUUAUGGCGCGCUCCUUAACGCGCUCUCCUUAGGGACCUGUGCGAGCGCCAAGAGAUUGGAAGCAUUCAAAGUGUUCAUUUCAGUUCUCCAAUAUCCGCGAAACUGCGAAUACGACCUGGGAGCCGCCGCAUCAGUGGUCUCUAAAUUCAGGGAGCAGGCAAUUGGCGCUGAGUAUCACUGGACCGACGAUUUCUACAACGGCUUGGUAAUUGAUCAAGCCCUCCGUACACCCCGCAAUAGUGGAAUUGUCAGGAAGGCCCUGCCGCACGCGAUGGAAAUACAGCAACUAGUCCAAGACAUGCAAGUAUGGACCUUCGAUCGAGCGUUCUUCCUCACCGAACAUGGCGACAUGGGCAUGUGUUUCCCCACCAUACGAGAGGGCGACAUAUUAGUACAGUUCUACGGUGCAGGGGAACCGUUUGCCCUGAGGCCCAUUGAGGGAUACUACAUUCUCAUAGGUCCAACCUAUGUUCACGCAUUGAAAGAUUUGGAUCGGCCAUCCGAGGACGACCUAAGAUCGAUGGAGAAGUAUACGCUCAUUUGAAACUUGGGA